CAGCAGGACGUUACUCACCCGGCUUCCGGUUUUGCGUUCCACUUGACAUUCGGCCCUUGAAUUCUACUCGGUUGCCGACCCAUGCGUUCCACUCCCGUUCGACUCCACUGCGGCGGCCUGUGCGUUCCAGCCGACUUCCGGCCAGUGCGUUUCACAAGACUUCCACUCUGUACCGGAUGUGAGGUCCCCGCGCUCCUCCUCUCUGGUCUCCACCCUCUGCUCACGGGUCACCGGUGACUGGGAGACAGCGGUUGUGUCUAUGACGCCGCAAGAAGUGAAGAAGACAUCUGGUGACUGACAUCCUUCAGCUGUGCCUACAUCACGGUGCCUCCACCUCACUGACACAUGAGAGACACACUGACCAGAAGAUCCUGGAAUUCACCAUCAUUCAGCUGCUGACUGGAGAGGAGUGGGAGUAUAUAGAGGAACACAGGGGUCUGUAGAAGGACGUGAUGAUGGAGAAUCACCGGCCCCUCACAUCACUGGAUGGGGCCAGUAACAGGAAUACUCCAGAGAGAUGUCCCCGUCCUCUUUAUUCCCAGGAUCAUACAGAGGAGACUCACAGUGUCCCACAGGAGGGUCAGGGUGAAGGUCUGACUAAUGUUAAGGCAGAAGAUCUAGGGGUAGAAGAAGAGACCAAUCUGACUGAUAUUAAGGUAGAAAAUAUAAAGGAGGAAGAAGAAGAGACGUAUGUGACUGAUAUGAAGAUAGAAGAUACAGAGGGAGAAGAAGAGACGUAUGCUAGUGAUCUGAAGGCAGAAGAUAUAGGGGAAAAAGAAGAGAUGUAUGUGACAGAGAUUAAGGUGGAAAAUGUAAAGGAGGAAGAAGAGACGUAUGUGAUGGGUGAUCAGCCAUGUAAGGAGGAUGAAAUCCCUACAGGUCUGAGCAUAGGUGGACACAGCAGCAGGAAUUCCUCAGAGGAACGUCUCAGUUUAUCUCCAGAUGGUGGUAUAGAAGAUAAUGUCAUCACACAAGAUUAUCCAGAAGAAAAGUCAAUUACCCCAGUUAUACAUCCAGUAACACAAAGUGCAGAUACAGCAUCUAAUCCGUCUAACCAUGGGAAAUGUUUUCCUGAUACAUCAGAUAUAGGUGAAUCUGUUACACUUCAUACUGAAGAUAAAAUACUUCUCAGUUCUAAAGAUGCCAAAUGUUCUACACAGAACACAAAGCUAAUUACUAAUCGGUCAGCUAUGACAGGUGAGAAACCAUUUCCAUGUUCUGAGUGUGGGAAAUGCUUUCCACAGAAAUCAUCUCUUGUUAUGCAUGAGAGAAUUCACACAGGUGAGAAACCAUUUACAUGUUCGGAGUGUGGAAAAUGUUUUACACAGAAAUCAUCUCUUGUUACACAUCAGAAACAUCACACAGGUGACAAAUUGUUUCCAUGCUCUGAAUGUGGGAAACGCUUUACACGGAAAUCACAAGUUGUUAGACAUGAGAGAAUUCACACAGGUGAGAAGCCAUUUCCAUGUUCUGAGUGUGGGAAAUGCUUUCCACAGAAAUCAUAUCUUGUUAUACAUGAAAGAAGUCACACAGGUGUGAAGCCAUUUCCUUGUACUGAUUGUGGGAAAUGCUUUCUACAGAAAUCACAUCUUGUUAUACAUGAAAGAAGUCACACAGGUGAAAAGCCAUUUUCAUGUUCUGAGUGUGGGAAAUGUUUUCUACAUAAAGCAAAUCUUGUUGUACAUCAGAAAUAUCACACAGGUGAGAAGCAAUUUCCGUGUUCUGAGUGUGAGAAAUGCUUUCCACAGAAAUUACAACUUGUUAGACAUGAGAGAAGUCACACAGGGGAAAAGCCAUUUCCAUGUCCUGAGUGUGGGAAAUGCUUUACACUUAAAUCAAAUCUUGUUACACAUCAGAGAAGUCACACAGGUGAGAAGCAAUUUCCAUGUUCUGAGUGUGGGAAAUGUUUUGCACAUAAAUCAAAUCUUGUUAUGCAUCAGAGAAGUCAUACAGGUGAUAAGCAAUUUCCGUGUCCUGAGUGUGGGAAUUGCUUUACACGUAAAUCGAAUCUUGUUACACAUCAGAGACUUCACACAGGUGAGAAACCAUUUCCAUGUUCUGAGUGUGGGAAAUGUUUUACACGGAAAUCAUAUUUAGUUACACACGAGAAAAGUCACACAGGUGAGAAGCCAUUUCCAAGCUCUGAGCCGGAAAUGUUUUCCAUAUAAAUCAGCUUUCUGCAGCGGGGUACACUGGUAUUCCACAGGGAAUAACAUCGAGGUGUAGAGUUGGAUCUUGAUCCGAGGCACCAACAGGCUAAAGCUUUGACUUCCCAAGAUGCACUGCAUCGCCUCCUCUAUAUCCCCGCCUCCAGGCACUGGAGCUCAGUUUGUAAGUUGGUUCCUGCAGUGCAGGCAGCUAACAGGGAUGGCGGCGCUAGACAGCCCUGAAAAGUGCAGGGACCCCACUAUAUCCACCAGGGCAAGGAGCACAGGUCGUAUUUACCAAAAUCCAUUUAAUAGAGGCUCCAUAGUACCCGGUGGUGAAGUCCAGCAGAGGGGAUAAGGCUCUGACCUGUAGCCCCAGUCGCCAUUUACAGCAGAUGUUCCCGCCCUGGAGCUGCAUCUCUCUCCCUCACUCCCUGUCAGCGUUUGGGCGCCAUUACACAGAGCUGCUGGGCAAUGUAUCCUCUGUAAAGCCGCCAUGCCUCAUCAGCGCUGUGCAUUUACAGGACACUUAAGUAUUCUACAUGUCGUUUAGACCGCGUUAGUAAAGAACAAGUGCAUAACUACAGGGAUAUUUAGUACAAAUAUCCUGUGAUAUACAUACAUAGCUUUACUUUAGUAUUGCUAGUCCAGUGCAGUUUUAUUGUUUGUAAUAAUUUCUGCAUUGUAUAUAUGACUGUGUGUGCCAAUAGCUGCUGUGGGGUUCCUAUUCUGUGUAUCUCACACAUAUUGCUAUCCCUAUAUUCUGUACCCAGACGGGGGCUAAGUGCGCCAGGGUCCUUGGUUAAACAAAAGCCUGACCCUCGCCUCACUAGGACCAAAGGGUCAUCUAAGCGGGCCAUUUCUUCCUCACAAUCCAUGCAUGUUUCAGAUACUUCAUCCGAUGAAGAUGGCGUAUAUACUGACCCAUCAGACACUGAUGCAGAUGCUUCUGAUGGGGAAUCUACAACACAGGUGGAUGUUCCUGACCUCUUGGAGGCUAUCAAACUGAUUAUUCAGAUUGAUGAUGAAACUGAACCUCCAGAUACGUCUAAGAAACCUAAUAACUUCAAACGUCAGAAGGUUACUAAAUUAGUUUUGCCACAUUCUGACCAUUUAGUUGACAUACGUCAGGAGUCCUGGGAGUCUCCAGGAAAGAAAUUCUCCCUGUCUAAAAAGAUGCUCGCUCGUUAUCCCCUCGCUGCAGGGUUAAGUAAAAAUUGGGAAACGCCACCUCAGGUGGACUCACAUGUUGCACGUUUUGGUGGUGUCUUCUACUCUGCCUGUAACUACCGUCACCUCUCUGAUGGAACCGACGGAGAAGCGUGUGGAGGGUUGCUUGGAGUCUAUAUACACUCUUGCGAGUGCUGUGCAUAGACCUGCCAUAGUGGCUUCUUGGGCUGCAAAAGCUAUUGAAGCAUGGGUUCAAGAAGUUGAAGCGGAGCUAACUUCUAAUUUCUCUUACGUCCUAGAGGAUGCUGGGGACUCCAAAAGGACCAUGGGGUAUAGACUGGAUCCGC
Messenger RNA from Pseudophryne corroboree (corroboree frog), 3664 nucleotides. RefSeq names its product zinc finger protein OZF-like. The coding region runs from base 453 to 2168 and encodes 571 amino acids. Lineage: Eukaryota; Metazoa; Chordata; Amphibia; Anura; Myobatrachidae. The transcript is spliced from 6 exons. The record is from RefSeq and is a predicted model, not a curated record.